AGUUGCCAUAGUAUUUGUUAAAUUGUUUAUUUGCUCAAUCUUAAUUUCAGUUCGUGCAACAUACACGGAACCUUGGCGACGCUGCUCUCAAAACAAACAGAAGUGGAGGGAGGCUUUUUCUCCAAAGUGGUAUUUGGCUGAGAAUUAAAAUUUCAAAGUAAAUAUACAAAGUAUUUUUGCUAAUGGCAGAAGAUAACAGACGAGGGGACGAAGAUGAGCGCGGACCUGGGGCCGUCUAUCAAAUGUUUGUGGUGAUGGAGGACCUGCUGGAUAAGUUAAAGCUUCUGAAUUAUGAAGAAGAGGUGCUUUGGAAAAAUAACAUGAAAACGUUGUCGAGGCACUACUUUGCUCUCCCAACAAAUCCAGGGGAGCAGUUCUUCAUGUUUACCACCAUUGCAUCUUGGCUUAUAAACAAAGCAUGUCGCCCAUUUGAACAGCCUCAAGAGUAUGAUGACCCAAAUGCUACCGUAUCUAAUAUAUUAACAGAGCUCAGAACAUUUGGUGGACAAGUGGAUUUUCCUCCAUCUAAGCUGAAGGCAGGGUAUGGAGAACACGUGUGCUAUGUUUUGGAUCGCUUAGCGGAGGAGGUUUUGAAACAAACACAGUUCAACUGGAAUAAGCCUAAUUACCCAACAGAAGAACUAGAAGAGUCGUCUGUGAUGGAAGAUGAUUCUGAGCUGACGCUAAACAAAAUGCAAGAAGAAAUGAUUGAGGAACCUGAUGAUUAUGAAGAAGAACAUCUCAUGGAUCUGGAAGCUUUAAAGGCACAAACAAAUAAAACUGAAACAAGUGAAUCGUCAAAACCAGAUGAGAUAUUAGAGUCUACUACAGAUGCAGCAGAGUGGAACUUGGAAGUAGAAAGAGUUCUCCCACAGCUCAAGGUUACAAUCAGAACAGAUAAUAAGGACUGGAGAAUACAUUUGGACCAAAUGCACCAGCACAAAGAGGGAAUUGAAUCAUCUCUGAAAGAGACAAAGGGGUACCUCAACAGACUGCAGGAGGAAAUCAGUAAGACUCUUGAAAAAGUUGCAAGCCGGGAGAAAUACAUUAACAACCAGUUGGAACAUUUAAUCCAUGAGUAUCGCACAGCUCAGUCACAGCUUAGUGAGGCCAAGGAGCGUUACCAACAUGGGAGUGGUGGAGUAACUCAAAGAACAAGAAUGCUGGCUGAGAUUACAGAAGAACUAGAGAAAGUGAAGCAGGAGAUGGAAGAAAAAGGAAGCAGUAUGACUGAUGGAGCUCCUGUGGUAAAGAUUAAACAAAGUCUGACAAAGCUGAAACAAGAAAUCAUUCAAAUGGAUAUCCGUAUCGGCGUCGUUGAGCAUACUCUACUUCAAGCUAAACUCAAGGAGAAAUCCAAUAUGACAAGAGAUAUGCAUGCUACCAUGAUUCCAGAGGCUACCAUUGGUGGUAUAUUUUAAAUUUAGGGAUACUUUUGCUGUGCCAUGAAUGAACUUGUAGAUUUUGGAAAUUAUAAAUCAUUAUGAAAAUAAUUUGGUAUUCAUUUACUUUCGGUUACAAUUGUGAGUUACAUUUCUUCAUCUAUUAAUUGUAUGCAUUCCUUUUAUAAAUGUAGGCCUACUCUUUUUUUUCUGCUUGCAAGUUGAAAAGUUCAAAGCAUUUUGUAUACUUGUAUUGUAUUCCCUAGUAAUACACCAAAUUGUAACUUGAGCUGCCAUCCCUAAAUACAAUUGAACUGAGUGUAUAUACAGAGUGUUUUAUUUAAAAGUUUACACAAUAAUAAAGAAUAAUGAAAUUAGAAUGUUAGAUUUACUUUUCUUUUUCAAGAUAUAUUUGAACAGAGCAGACACCCUU
Polyodon spathula (Mississippi paddlefish) is the source of this 1815-nucleotide messenger RNA. RefSeq names its product intraflagellar transport 57 homolog (Chlamydomonas) (gene ift57). Lineage: Eukaryota; Metazoa; Chordata; Actinopteri; Acipenseriformes; Polyodontidae. Bases 183 to 1421 code for a protein of 412 amino acids. Gene Ontology annotation, biological process: non-motile cilium assembly; intraciliary transport. Gene Ontology annotation, cellular component: intraciliary transport particle B; Golgi apparatus; cilium. The transcript has 11 exons. The record is from RefSeq and is a predicted model, not a curated record.